GGGAACCAGCCUCUCCUUUUUCGGCAUCAUCGGCGGCAGAGGGAUGCUUCGACGCCCGCCAACACGCAUUGAACUCAAACCAGAAGACGUGGAAGAGCUCGAAGCCAUUCAAGAACGGCGACGGGUAGAGCGACAGCACCAGCUCCUCCAUAAGGCGGGGACUGCAGGUGCUUCGGCCCCUUUAAGUAAUAUGGCCGACAAUAAUGGCGGGGAGCCUCCUGGAGUACGAGACGUAAAAACGGAGCGUCCUCGCACGCCCACAGUUGCCGAGCGCAUAGGUCUGCGUAAAUGAGAAGGAAACCGCGAUCGG
Messenger RNA from Nannochloropsis gaditana CCMP526, 310 nucleotides. RefSeq lists its product as uncharacterized. The record is from RefSeq and is a predicted model, not a curated record. Gene Ontology annotation, cellular component: anaphase-promoting complex. Gene Ontology annotation, biological process: anaphase-promoting complex-dependent catabolic process. The coding region runs from base 44 to 292 and encodes 82 amino acids. The transcript is spliced from 2 exons.